Molecule: messenger RNA, 1579 nt
Organism: Solenopsis invicta (red fire ant)
Lineage: Eukaryota; Metazoa; Arthropoda; Insecta; Hymenoptera; Formicidae
Product: trichohyalin-like
Exons: 1
Coding region: 25-1143 (372 amino acids)
Source: RefSeq, a predicted model, not a curated record
GAGAGAGCAGCGGAACUGAAAGAGAUGAUGAAGAGAUUCAGAAAAUACUUAGAGAAGAAGGAGCUGAGCCUAAGCGCAGACAAAUCGAAAGUAUUGGUUUUCGAAAACGGAAGAGGAAGAAGAAAGAAGAGAGAAUGGAAAUGGAAAGAAGAAAACAUAGAGAAAGUCAAGGAGAUAAGAUAUCUUGGCUACACGCUACAAAAAAACGGAGGCGCGGAGAAACAUACAAGGGAAAGACUGCGAAGAGCAACAAUAGCAAUGAAAAGGACAUGGAGCAUAGGAGAAAGAAUAUUCAAAGAAGACUUCAGAAGAAGAAUAAAAAUGUUUGAAGCACUAGUAGGAAGCGUGGCCCUAUACGGGGCAGAAGUAUGGGGCUGGAGAGACAAAAAAACAUUAGACGGAAUAAAAAGGAAAUAUGCAAAAUGGAUAUUAAAUCUGGACAGAGGAACACCGAACUAUAUACUGCUGGAGGAGACAAAAAUGGAAGAAAUCAGAAUACAGGCGAUCAAAAGAGCACUCAGAUAUGAAGAAAAAGCGAGACAAUCGGGGAAGAAAAUAGUGAAGGAAUGCAUAAGAGAUCUGGAAAAGAGACGGCCAGAAGCAGAAGAAGGGAAAUGGGAAAGAAAGAGGAAAAAGAUGUUAGAGGAGGCAGGAAUAAACAAAGAACAAUUAAGAAGAGAAAGAGAGACAGGAAACGAGGAAAUAACAGAGAAUAUCCUGAAAGAAUUAAAAACUAGAGAGAGCAGAAGAAGACAACAAAAGAUAAAUGAAUCUAGAUAUAACACUGACUACAAAGCGAUUAUACCAGAAGAAAGAUCGAAAUACCUGGAGGGAAGGAUGAAGAAGAAAGACAGGUGUCUGAUAGCGAGAUACAGAUGCGGAAAUGAGACGAGAGGCAGCCAGUAUUGGAGAGAGGAAGCAGAAAGAAGAUGUAGAAUUUGCAAAAGAGAAGAAGAGAGUCUGUACCAUAUGAUCAAAGAAUGUGAAGCAACAAAGAGUGAAAUGACGUUAGAAGAAAUCAUAGGAGAAGAAGGAAAGGGGCUACAAACGAUGAAAAGGAUAGAAAAAGUGAGAAUGGAGACGACCACAAAUGAGAAAGAAGAGAGAGAAAACAGCAAGAAGAAAGAAGCAAAAGAAAGUUAAAUUACACCAAAGACAUUGUAUUGACAACGGCAAUGUAGAUUCACCUGUAAAGUUAUGAUCAAUUAACCAUGGACUAAAGUCUAGCAGAUGCAUAUGUAUACAACCUUUAAGUCUAAUUUUGAGAUAAUUAUGUUUGUUUUUGUAAUUUUACUUUAUUUUAUUUAAAUUUUAAAUUUUAAUUUUGUUUUUAAUUUUGUUUUCUGAUUUAAUCUAACUUGAAAAGAAUUUUGAUUUUGUUUAUGAUUAAGAUUUUGAUUUUAACUGUAUUAUUAAGUUUAAGUAGGAAUUAAGUAUAAUAUGAAGACUGAUAACUGUUAGAAAGAAGUGUUAAAACAAGGUUUAAGUGUUAAGUUUUAAAACCAUAUGUAAAUGUAUACCAAAAGAAUGUAACCGGAAGCCAUCCUAAGCCGCAAGGCAAACGGAUUAAAUAAAAUAA